UGCAACCUAGGGCCGCGUUUCACGCCGCUGCCACUGACACACGCCGUUGCCGAGACACCAAUUCAUCGUCGCUUCUACUCCUCACGUGCAUCCUCACACGCCUCUCUCCGAUCAUUGGAUAGAGCUAGUCCUCUACUUCGCAACAAUCAUGUCGCCAAGUUUCAAAGCAUUGGCUAGAUGAGUGGCCCGCGCUUACGGCCAGACCAUCGCGAUUUUCUGUCUUCCUUCCAUUAUAACGGCGAUGGCUGCGUCUAAGUGGGCUCUGAUACGCCCCUUCUUUUUGAUCCUCACCCUCCAUUCCUUGGCCAUCUACCUUUUUACCCGCGGUUUCCUCCUAACCCGAACCGAGCUCUCCUCAUUCAGCCAUUGCUCCGAUAAGUACCAAUCUCCAUGUUCGAUUCCCUCUCCUACAUAUAAUGCUAAUGCAUCCUUUUUUGGUGAUCGUCCGUCCAAAUCCGGAAGCAACGGUCAAUGCUGGACCAGGCCCGCUGUGGACCGCCUCGUCAUCAUCAUCCUCGACGCCCUCAGGUUCGAUUUUGUGGCGCCGAGUUUUUUCUUUGAAGAGAAGAAGCCUUGGAUGGACAAGCUAGAAGUACUGCAAAAGCUGGCAUCAGACGAGGGAAUGAGUUCAAGAAUUUUUAAGGCAAUUGCUGAUCCACCAACCACUAGUUUGCAACGCCUCAAGGGAUUAACGACCGGUGGACUUCCUACAUUUAUUGAUGUCGGGAAUAGUUUUGGAGCUCCUGCUAUUGUUGAAGAUAAUUUGAUAUUCCAGUUGGCUAACAAUGGAAAAAGAGUGCUGAUGAUGGGCGAUGAUACUUGGGUGAAGUUAUUUCCUCAUCAUUUCAAUGAGUCAUAUCCUUACCCUUCAUUUAAUGUUAAAGAUCUUGAUACAGUAGAUAACGGUGUCAUCGAACACUUGCUGCCUUCAUUGCUUAGAGAUGAUUGGGACGUUCUUAUUGCACACUUUCUAGGCGUUGAUCACGCAGGACAUAUAUAUGGUGUUGAUUCAACUCCUAUGAUAGCAAAGUUGGAACAAUACAACAAUAUUCUAGAGGAAGUUGUUCAGGUUUUGAAGAACCAGUCUGGAUCUGGUGGUCUUCAUGAGAAUACUCUCCUUGUAGUGAUGGGGGACCACGGUCAAACAUUAAAUGGUGAUCAUGGUGGUGGCACUGCUGAAGAGGUUGAAACAUCACUUUUUGCCAUGAGCUUGAGGAAUCCUCCUGCUCCAGUUGCUACUGUUCUUGAUAAAAACUAUUGCCAGCUAGAUUUGGAUGGAAAGAAAAUAUGCAUUGGUACAUUCCAGCAGUUGGAUUUUGCUGUUACAAUGGCAUCACUCCUUGGUAUUCCUUUUCCUUUUGGAAGUAUUGGGCGUGUUAAUCCUGAGCUUUAUGCUUUAACUGGUCGUACCUGGGAAACACAUAAUCAAUGUGCUGAAAAGUUGGGGUCUCAUUCAAAUUUGGAAUCAUGGAUGUUAAACUAUGUCAAUAAUCUUUGUGUAAACACUUGGCAGGUAAAAAGAUAUAUAGAUUUAUAUUCUAUAACAUCUGUCAUUGGACUUCCUGCAGAAGAUCUGCGUUAUAUAAAUGCUUUAUAUAGUCAAGCUCAAGGGAGCUGGUUAGAUAUCAUGAAGUUUGCACUCUACUCCGAAAAUGGCACCCAUAGCAGGAUAAUCGAUAAUACAGCAUCUGUUCUUCAAAGACAAAUUGAUGCAUAUUCAAGAUUUUUGGAAGGUGUUGCGGAGCUUGCACGCUUUGCAUGGACUGAAUUCAAUUUGAUGUUGAUGGUCUUUGGUCUUUGUGUUAUGCUAACAGCCCUCUGUGUUCAUCUUUAUUCCAUCAGAACAGUCCAUGCCCUGUGCAAAUCAUAUUAUCCAUUUUCAGGCCGUUCUGCUUCUUUAAGAAUUCUAACAGUUACCUUUUUUGUGGCAAUACGUGCGUUCAGUUUCCUCUCAAACAGUUAUAUAUUGGCAGAAGGCCGUGUAGCAAGUUUUCUCUUAGGUACAACUGGCAUUCUUAACCUAUGGUUUUCAUCAGAUACUGGUGAAGUUGCAGUAGAAAACUUAUUGUUUCUAGUUCUCAAUAUCAUCAUCAGAUUCGGCAUGGAAUCUGGGCUAUCGAAGGAGACUAUUGGUUCUGGUUCUUCAAUUGUUCAUUCUUUCGGCAGUACUGGUAUUGAGAAGGGAUGGUCUUUAAAGAUUGGUCUGCUCGAACUCUUACCAAUCCUUGCUUUGUCUAUAUUGGUGGUCCUUAUAUAUAUUAUUAUUUCUCGAAACUCUUUUUGGAAACGCUUAAAAUAUUUUUAUACUAUGGGAAAUAUUCUAUGCUGCAUGCUAAUGUCAGUGCACUGGAUCGUGGAAAGCAAUAUCAUUGGUGCUUCUGAAGAACUUAAGAAUUUUGGAAAAACUUUUGCACCCCGAAUCAUUUAUUCCAUUGGACUUCUUCAUUUUGUCCUAUUAGCACUUUCACUGACUAUAAAUAAGAAAUAUAUGGUUCCGGUUUCAAAUCCAACCGAUGCAUUAGCAAUUGUAGCCACAGGCAUGCUUUCUGCUUGGAGCUCAACUAUUUUAAUUUUGUUGGGAAGGCAAGGUCCAAAUGUUGCUUUAGUCUGCAUACUUGGAGCUUGGUGUAUAACAAGGCUGAACUGGGCAGCACAAGUUGAUGCUGAAAGUGGUACUGCUACAGGACCCAUUUCUAAUCCUAUGCCGGUGUUACAGUGGAGCCUUCUAGCAGUUUGUCUGUUCUCUUACACUGGUCACUGGUGUACAUUUGAUGGCCUCCGGUAUGCGGCUGCAUUUAUCGGGUUUGAACAUUUCAAUAUAGUUCAGCAAGGUAUUCUACUUGCAAUUGAUACAUUUGGUGUAUCCCACAUCAUUCCUGUCUUGUCGAUUCCCUUUCUUGUUCUAUACAAGCACCAGAUUUCUAAGAAAAAACAUCCAGAUGGUCUUCUCUUCAUCAACCUUACGCAGGCAUUCUUGAUAUAUGGGCUUAUUACCGCUUUCACAACUACUUUGACAAUAAUAUGUGUCACAAUUCAAAGGCGGCAUUUGAUGGUUUGGGGUUUAUUUGCCCCCAAAUAUGUUUUUGAUGUGCUUGGAUUGCUACUCACCGAUGUCUUGAUUUGCGUGGGAUCACUCUUCUAUUAUUGACCUGCACUUUGAUGAACAACUGAAAAUUUAGGCUUUGUUUUGAACAGCUUUCUUACUGCUUCUUAAAACUGUUUUUUAAUAUAAAAAUUAAUUUUUUUAUAU
Dendrobium catenatum is the source of this 3250-nucleotide messenger RNA. Its product is annotated as GPI ethanolamine phosphate transferase 3. Gene Ontology annotation, cellular component: endoplasmic reticulum membrane. The record is from RefSeq and is a predicted model, not a curated record. Gene Ontology annotation, molecular function: mannose-ethanolamine phosphotransferase activity. Lineage: Eukaryota; Viridiplantae; Streptophyta; Magnoliopsida; Asparagales; Orchidaceae. The transcript is spliced from 20 exons. The coding region runs from base 242 to 3148 and encodes 968 amino acids. Gene Ontology annotation, biological process: GPI anchor biosynthetic process.